Stegodyphus dumicola is the source of this 1692-nucleotide messenger RNA. RefSeq names its product synaptosomal-associated protein 47-like. Gene Ontology annotation, cellular component: plasma membrane; SNARE complex. Gene Ontology annotation, molecular function: SNAP receptor activity; syntaxin binding. The record is from RefSeq and is a predicted model, not a curated record. NCBI's taxonomy places the organism in Eukaryota, Metazoa, Arthropoda, Arachnida, Araneae, Eresidae. Gene Ontology annotation, biological process: synaptic vesicle fusion to presynaptic active zone membrane; synaptic vesicle priming; exocytosis.
UUGAUUUUGCUUGCAAGCGCACAAAGUCGCGCGCUGAACAGCAAAGUAACUUGUAUCGCCCUCUGGUCUUAAAAGUAUGUACUUUUGUGGUUCAUGACUAGAGUUUUAAAUUGAGAUGUUUUUAAAACUUUUAUCUUCCUUUAUUAAGUAAACAAAGCGGAGUCGGAGAUUACCCGGUAAUUUUAUCCCGAGUACCUGAUCAUCUGAUAGAUAGUUUUUGAAUAAAAUUGAGAUAAAAAUAAGUAACGUUAUAAAUACAACGGAUGUUGUGUGUCUGCAUAUGGUGUUUUACCUUUUAAAUGAACAGUAAUGCCUAUGUACUUGCAUAUUAGUGCAACCACCAUGAUGCAGCUUAGAAAUUUUUUUCAGAAGAAAAAAUGAUCUGGUGAACUUUUGGAUUGCAACUUACAAUGGAUGUGGUUACUUAAAGAACUGUUAUGCAUAUGGUUGCUAGAGUUUGGUGACUUCUGAAAAUUUUGUGACUUUUACUAAGGUGGUUGCAAUAAUGUGGUUGCUCUAGAAGUAUCUUAUUAGAAUAAAUUUGGGAUUGGUGAUUUCGGGAAUAAAAUUGGCAAUUGUGUUGGAAUCAACAGAGAAGCAUCUUUUUGCUGUAACAGAAGCAUUAAUGAUAAGUGUUAAUGGGCUGUGCAAAAAAUGGCAGGAAAGUCAAAUGUAUUCGAAAGUAAGGCCACAUAUUAUAAUCCGGCUAGUAAGAAGUGGGAGACAGGUGUAUUCACUUUGAACAAAAACUUUUUUCAGUUUGUAAGUGAUAGCAAUAACAGCGAUCAGCUUCAUCUCUAUUUUCCUUUAAGCACAAUCAGUGGCUUAGAGAAGCGACAGUCAAGUUUAAUAUAUGCUGCUCUGGUCAUAAGUGUUGGCUCAGAGAAACACUGGUUUGCCUCCUUUCCAAGCAGAGACUGUGUAUAUAAUUUAGUUGAGUUAUUUUGGAGAGAAUCAUUGCUUUCUAGGCCUAUUAAAACUCCAAGUUCUCAAAAAGCUAAAGCUAAUUCCGCUUUAGGGAAAGAACUUCUAAAUAUUCUGUAUGAAUCUGAAAACACAUUAGUUGAUGCGGCCAAUACAUUAUCCGAUCAAGGAAGGCAGCUUCAUGAAGCUCAGAAUGAAAUCAAAGAUAUUAAUGAAGACAUAACUGUAGCUGAAAAAUUUUUAAAAAUGCAUUUUUCACAAGCUAUUGUGAAAAUGAGUGCAACAAAUCCCAAUGUGAAUGAAACAAAUCAAGAAUCGGAGCAAAGAACAAAGAAAUAUAAAGUGACGUUUUCUUUUUCGGGAAUUUCAAAUGACAAUAAUAGUUGGCAAAAAGGAACUCUACUUAUUUCUGAUGAUGUGAAGUUAUUAGAUGAACACUACCAUGGCGUAAUACAGAUCACACAAGAUGAACUGGAAACAUUUCAGGUACUGUCACCCUGGGAGCUUAGUAUUACGUAUUCAACUAACAGCAGAAUACACUCUUGUUAUUUGAUGUGUCCACAGCUUUCAAGGCUUCUAAAAUUCUUAUCAAUUUCCUCUUUUAAAACUAAAAUAGUGUUUGAGGAUGAUACUUCCUCUGCUUAUGAAACAGCAUCAAGUUCAUCAUCAUAUGUAACUUCAGAACAAGCCUAUGAAAUUCAUCGUGGCAAGGAGUGCAAGAUUGAUGAAAAUGAACUUUUGGGUUCUCCAUUUUUAUCACCUCAAUAA